This is a messenger RNA of Talaromyces stipitatus ATCC 10500, 1092 nucleotides long. RefSeq lists its product as uncharacterized. Bases 1 to 1092 code for a protein of 363 amino acids. The transcript is spliced from 3 exons. NCBI's taxonomy places the organism in Eukaryota, Fungi, Ascomycota, Eurotiomycetes, Eurotiales, Trichocomaceae. The record is from RefSeq and is a predicted model, not a curated record.
AUGGCUGAGGACACUCGACAGUGCUCGAGUUGUCUCGUUGGCAAGCCCAUCAAUCAGUUCAAAAGUAAGACAGGAAAGCGCCUUUGGAAAACAAAACAGGAUCAUCGGGCUUCAAAACGCAAAAGCAAUGAGCCUGCAGCCACUGAUCCUCCAGCUGAGGAGACUCAUAUCCCUCACUUUAUCUGGCCAACUGCUGCUUCCCUACGUCGUAUUGCUCCUCAAGAUCUGACUGCUCAGCCAAUUCAGCACCAGAUUCAAGAAAUGCAAGAGGCACAGCAACCUUCUCCUACACCUUCACAGAGCUCUACAAGCCAAACUCCAUCUACACCAGAUCCUCUGACAGCGAUGAGUGCAGGUAUCUCUUUGACCCCUGAUCCUCUUGCUUUCGUUGGAAAUGAGCCAGUCAGUCCUACUUUACGUAGAACAACUACUGGAUUGAGCUUAUUAUCAUCAAUUAUUGAUCCUCCAGCUACGUUUAGUAGCCUAGCAACGUCGACGCUAGACCCUCUUGCCAUACUCAGUAGUGGUGCAUCCACCCCUGUCAUAAGGACAGCACCUGCGCACUUUACUCUACUACCCUAUAAAGCUCGUCGCUCGAAGAGACUAUCUAGUCUCUGUUUAACACUACGCCAUCCUAUUAUGUUGAAUCAUUUUGUAUGUACUAUAUGUCAGACACCGCGUUAUUUCAGUUGGCGAAUCGCAAAUGGUGUUAAUAUCUGUGAAUAUUGCCAAAAUUUAAGCAUCCCCUUCGAGGAGCAACAUAAAUCCUGCGUUAGUUAUCAACAAGACGUUCCUAUCGCCGCCUUCUUUGAUGACAAAUCUAAUGAACACGCUCACUAUAACCUAUGUCGCGCCAGCUCUAUAAUCUAUGCUGAGACUGACCUAUCUUAUGUUCCUGAGAGUAGUAACGUCCAUUUUGAUGACACUCCUAUAGUGGUAUCUACUUUGGCUCAAGAAUACUCUGAACAGGACCCUCCUUAUAUUCCUGGGAAUCGCGAUGCCCUUCUCCAGCCUGCACUUAUAGAGACUGAUUUCAACUAUAUCAAGAACUUUCACAAGUCCCUAGACAAGCAACAAUUAGAAUAUUGUUAA